This is a messenger RNA of Hibiscus syriacus, 1087 nucleotides long. Its product is annotated as zinc finger protein WIP2-like. Gene Ontology annotation, cellular component: nucleus. Gene Ontology annotation, biological process: anatomical structure development; regulation of gene expression. Lineage: Eukaryota; Viridiplantae; Streptophyta; Magnoliopsida; Malvales; Malvaceae. The transcript has 2 exons. The coding region runs from base 54 to 962 and encodes 302 amino acids. The record is from RefSeq and is a predicted model, not a curated record. Gene Ontology annotation, molecular function: DNA-binding transcription factor activity.
CAAUCCCACUUUAUAGAUUUCCUUUUUUUUUCUUCUUCAACAAUCUUAUAACCAUGACAGAUCCUUGUUCAAACCUCUUCACCGGAGGAGGCUUCAACUUCGUACCUCUAAAUCCCCACUACACUGCUUGUUUCAUUACUAACAGAUCAUCUUCCAACAUGGAGCCCCAAAGCUCACCUCCUCUCAAACAAGCUCUUCCUCUCAUCAAUUACCUGAGCAGUGAGACUGAACCUUCAAGCAGUUCCAUGGAAGGUGAUAAGAGCCUGUUGUUCUCAAACGCUGGUGCGGCCGAUGAUGAAGCUGAAACUGUAACCCUAAACAUAGGGCUGCCUAGCCCUAUCUCCGAUCGGAGGGUAAGGGAGGUCUCCCCGGCGGCUCGUGGUGCAGUUUCUGGGUUUCCAUCAAGCAAGGGACAGUACUGGAUCCCUACACCUACUCAGAUUCUGGUUGGUCCGACACAGUUUUCAUGUCAUGUCUGCUGCAAAACCUUUAACAGAUACAAUAACCUGCAGAUGCAUAUGUGGGGGCAUGGAUCACAGUACAGAAAGGGACCAGACUCACUAAGAGGAAGCCAGCCAACAGCCAUGCUAAGACUCCCAUGUUACUGCUGUGCAUCGGGCUGCAAGCACCACAUCGAUCAUCCAAGAGCAAGGCCGCUCAAGGAUUUCAGAACCCUCCAAACCCACUACAAACGUAAACAUGGGGUCAAGCCCUUCGCCUGCCGGAAAUGCGACAAGGCGUUCGCUGUGAAAGGCGACUGGAGGACACACGAGAAGAACUGUGGGAAGAUCUGGUAUUGCACCUGUGGGUCUGAUUUCAAGCACAAGAGGUCUUUGAAAGACCAUAUCAAGGCCUUUGGCCCCGGUCAUGGCGCGGUUGGCAUCGAUUCUUUUGACGAUGAUGAUGAACCGGGGUCCGAAUUCGAGCUUGAAUGUGAGUCUUCAUCAUCUUUCAUAGGUUAACUGGCUUUUGCUCACAUUUUUCUUCCCCGAUCCCCUCUUUGCAGACAUCACUAGCCAUCCCCAUGGUGAUUUGCUUGUUUGUGUAUAUACAUGCAUUGAGUGUGUGUUUACAUGUUUGAAGAAAG